CGAAGUGCACACAAGUAAUAUUUGAUUAUACUGUAUUUUAUUUAACUAUGAUUGUUUUUAACCCAGUGAAGAAAGUGCUUGCAAACAGCAUUGAAUAUAUUAUACAGUAGCCGAAGAGGGGAAAGAACAAAUGAUUUAAAGAGGCUGAGAGCAUAUGUAAUGGAGGGUGGGAGGGUUGGAGAAAGGGAAGGGGGGGAGAGGGAGGACAAGCGGGUGGGUGCUGUGAAAUCUGUUAACAGGGGAGCUCUGUGUGUUUGCUAGCUGCCUUGGCUGCUUGCCCAACUUGGCUCAUUGUGAUAAAGGCAUGAUCGUGGACUCCAGGCAGCCCUCGCCGCCGCCUCGGCUGCCGUGCGUCUGGACUCGGCCCCGCUAUCAGCGCUGACAUGGAAAGACCCACACGCUGUGACCCGGUGCUCAGAAGGGACCAUGAGAGGGACUUGGAGCUGGACAAAAAGAUUGAGGCUCUCAGAAGAAAGAAUGAGGCGCUCAUGAAGAGAUACAAGGAGGUGGAAGAGGACAAGAAAAGAGCAGAAGAAGAAGGAAUGGCGCUGCAGAGCCGUAAGGGCAAAGCUGAUGAUCUAACGAUCACAGUAAACAAGUCCACUUGUGUCAGCCGUGUGGUGGUCACCAAGUCCUUUAACAGCGGCUCACCUGCUGGGAAAGGACAAGAGGAAGUAGGAGCGGGCCGAUGCGAGGAAAUUACUGUGCAGCCUGCCGGCAGUGUCGGCAGAGGGCACAAGAAGCAGCUCAUUGUCACCAUGGCUGGUAAAAAGGGUAAGAGAGUGGUGUGUGAGAAGCCUGAAAAGAGGCCAGACCCCCCCUGUCCGUCAGAUGUCAAGAGCCCAGCUGAUGAGCUCCAAGCUGGCGGCGUGGAGGUGGCAGGGAUCGGAAAACAACCAUGUCACAUGACCAAGAUGGACAUUACAGCAGCGCAGGAGCUGGAAAUCACAGAUCUCAACGUCCCCACAUCGAAGGAGGAGCAAGAGGAGUACCUGCAGUGGAAAAAGGAGCGUGAGAAGAUUGACAAGGAGAGAGUGGCGCGUCACAAGAACGCCAAGGGACAGUGGAGGCGGGCGUGGGACAUAGACAAAUCAGAGAACAUGUUUUUAGACAAAUCCCUGCCGGACAGAGAUUGGGUGCCUGCAAAUCGAGGAGGACGAAGCACCAGAAGAGGACAGCGGAGGUCUGGUGCUGACACACGAGGUCAUGAGAAGCGAUGCAAAGACAAGUCGACUAAAAACGUACAAGUAAUGAGCAGCAACGCGAAAGGCAAAGAUCGUCUGACCGGGAGGGCCAGAAGAUGGCAAGACCAAGAAGAAGAAUAUAACCUACAGACUUCUGAUACACCAUUGGAGGAAUUGCUGGAGGAGCUUAAUGCGCUGACAGAUGCUGAGGCACACGAGCAAAGCGAUCACGACUCAAAAAGUAAGCCGUCACAGAGUCCAGAUAUAUUAAACGCCUGUGAGGAAGUGAGGGGAUCCAAAGGUUCUUUGGCUACCUUGAGAGCAGACACCUCAACGCAGGAGAAAGCAGAUGCCUCGCCCCCUCGGGCUUCAGAGAAGAAAGUGCGAUUCUCGCAGGAGCUCAUCCAGGGGGCUCAAGCAAAGCAAAUCACAGGCUUUCAGGAUUCCUCCAACUCUGAAUCCGGUCCAACAUUCUUUUUAAAAGCUUCCUCGCAGAAAAAAAUCUGGCACAAAGUGCCCCAGCAGCAUCUGGAAAGUGCCAAGGAUGAAGAGAGUCAUUGCCAGCAGCAGGCUUCUGAAAGUCAAUGUUCAAAAAAAGACAUCAGUGCCCCCACAGCGCCCUGCUGGCCCCCUGCUGACAAGGCCUGCGCUUCUCUACUGGAAAGCUCUGUCCAGCCCGUGGAGCUCACCAAGUCCAACGCAAACACAGAAGAAGCUACUGACUUGCAUGUAUGCGUCUCCAGCCUGGAAUCAGGGACGUCACACCCGGAACUCUUUAGCUGCAACGACAAGGCAAGAGAGCACGGCAGGAUUGUUUAACACGUUCGGGAUGCAAAUAAUGAAAGACUCGAAUGCGGAUGCUCAAUGGAGGUGUGGCUUCCUGGCCUUGCGGUGUGUCACAUCUCUUUGAUCCGACACAAAGGAGCAUCGCUGCACCCGAGCAUACGUGGCGACACAUCAUUUCCUACGUGUGCAUUAGAGUGCAACGCCGCUGACUGUUUACAUGUUGUCGUACGCGGGCUGGAAGGUACGUUCGUGUAACAUUACAGGAAGUUGGCCUUGAGAAGAGACAUUAGACUUAGUCUAUUUGUGUAGUGCCCGGUUGUGCCCUUGGGCCAGUUUCAAUAAUGGGAAAACAUCUGCACUAUAAGGGGGAAUGAAAAAAAAAAAGUCAUCAACCUUCCAUCCAGGGCGGCCCGGUAGUCCAGUGGUUAGCACGUCGGCUUCACAGUGCAGAGGUACCGGGUUCGAUUCCAGCUCCGGCCUCCCUGUGUGGAGUUUGCAUGUUCUCCCCGGGCCUGCGUGGGUUUUCUCCGGGUGCUCCGGUUUCCUCCCACAUUCCAAAAACAUGCGUGGCAGGCUGAUUGAACACUCUAAAUUGUCCCUAGGUGUGAGUGUGAGUGCGAAUGGUUGUUUGUUUCUGUGUGCCCUGCGAUUGGCUGGCAACCGAUUCAGGGUGUCCCCCGCCUACUGCCCGGAGACGGCUGGGAUGGUCUCCAGCACCCCCCAUGACCCUAGUGAGGAUCAAGCGGUACGGAAGAUGAAUGAAUGAAUGAAUGAACCUUCCAUCCAAUCGGUGUGAGGAGCUACUGUGUUAGCAGCUGCGUCCAGCAUCAGUCGGUGGCCUUUUGUAACUCACCUGUCACUUUCAUUACUACAUACUGAUUUUAUUUUUUUCAGAAAACAAGUUGAUUUGUAAACUAAACUACUGACAUUGAACCUGUAUGCUGUUGAAAAAACAGUAAAGACAGAGAGCAUUUUACAAGGACUGCUCGGAUGCAUGGUCGUCUCAUACCAUUUGCACUCACGCACGCCAUAACUUGUGCCGGCCUGAUUUAAAAACGAAAAGCUCCUCUUGACACGUUGACAUGUUUCUACGUUUCAAAUGGAAGCAAUACGCGCCGAUGUAUGGUUAAGAACAUAAUGGGGUCAAAAUAUCGGGACACUAUUUUGACUGUAAUAUUUUAUGCACUGGAGAAGAAAUGGAAGUUUUGCACAUUUGUCGGUUUGACAGCAGGGAUAUGAAGUCUACUGCUCAUGCCUUCAAAACUAAGAUUUUUGCACUUGUUUUUACGCCGUUUAAAUUGACAGACAGCUGUGCAACUCGUAAUUUGUCCACCGAGGCCUCGAGGCACAUCUGGGAGGGAAUCACUUGAGAUGUUGAAAAUAAAUCAAGUGCGGCCAUGACGUUUUGCCAGUAACACAGAUUCAACCGCAGCUGCCAUUUCACGCUGUUUUCUUUUGUCGGUUGUGGAGGGGGGAAGAAAAAAUUGACAAAGCAUUCUGAGAAUGUUGUUGUGCCUUGUAUUUUCGCUUCAUCAACUAUAAUUGACACAAUGUAUUCGUCAACGCACACUUUCACUUGUCUAUCACGCUUCUUCACGGAAGCGUUUUUAAAAUGUGUGUUCCAUUCAACGGAGUCAAAAUCACGCUACGUAGCCUUAUCUUUUUUUUGUCCAAAUAUGAUCUUGGAGUGUAGUUAUGUUACAUAACCAUACGUCUAGUGGUUAAAUGACCUGUUGCAAGGUUUUUACAGUUUCAACUGCGGUUACAUUAAAAAGAAGACGGGGGGGAGGGGGGGACGUCAGGUUACAGGCAGAAAUGUACUGGGGAAGAACACAGUUAAGGCUUUUGCAACCGUGAAACAAAAAUCUGUAAUUUGACAGAAGAGAGUGCAGUUGACCUUAUUUUUAAAUCCCCUUUGGGAGUUUAGAAGUUUAGAAUAUUUAUUUUUAGCAGGUUGUUCCACGUCAUUUGUAUUUCGAUGUUCCUGUCACGCCUCAAAUGGCGCAUUAAAAAGAUGGUUGUGGCUCCGCA
Molecule: messenger RNA, 4001 nt
Organism: Hippocampus zosterae (dwarf seahorse)
Lineage: Eukaryota; Metazoa; Chordata; Actinopteri; Syngnathiformes; Syngnathidae
Product: coiled-coil domain-containing protein 9B
Exons: 13
Coding region: 384-2003 (539 amino acids)
Source: RefSeq, a predicted model, not a curated record